Messenger RNA from Bicyclus anynana (squinting bush brown), 7078 nucleotides. It is a transcript of the gene Tmem63, whose product is annotated as CSC1-like protein 2. NCBI's taxonomy places the organism in Eukaryota, Metazoa, Arthropoda, Insecta, Lepidoptera, Nymphalidae. Gene Ontology annotation, cellular component: plasma membrane. Gene Ontology annotation, molecular function: calcium-activated cation channel activity. Bases 293 to 2521 code for a protein of 742 amino acids. The record is from RefSeq and is a predicted model, not a curated record. The transcript has a single exon.
GUUUGUCUGUAACUCUAAUUUUUUAUUUGAUGAGUUGAGUUUUAUUUGAUUAUUAUCUAUUAAUCUGUGGAGUUGAGUUUGAUUAGGCAAUUUGUCAUUCCUGUAUUUAUUUCUUUGUCAAGAUAAUUAAUUUUUAAAAGGAACAAUAUGAAACCAGUAUUGUACAGUUAAACAAGUGUAUAAGUGUUAGCAACUAACGUGACUAAUCAGUUAAGAUAUCGCAGUGCGUUUGUGUCCAAAUUAUGUGAUCACUAAACACUUUCUCUUCGCCGAUCGAGAAGUAACAUCAAGAAUGCAGGACAAUAUGUUUCAGUCUUUAGCAGCCAACAUUUCGAAUGGGACCAACGACGAGGGCUGUAUGCUCCUGAACACAUCGCAGAGUGUAAUAAUUACGGGGGCGUACAAUGGGAUACCGCAAACUUUGAUUCUUAACGUGAUAUCAUGGACAUGUUUGAUAUUAUUGUUUACGGUUCUGCGGCGCACGGCGUGGAACUACGGGCGUAUGGCGCUCGUGCAGCGGUCGAAGAGCAGGUGGACGAAUUUGUUUUACCGCGGCGGAGAUAACGACGCUUUGGUAGAGAGACGACGGAGUGCAGACGAGUCUCUGAGCAUCGACGAAGGGUUCUUCGCCUGGCUGCCGGCCGUGUUCCGCCUUACCCGCGAGCACGUCCUCGCUAAAUGCGGCCCAGAUGCCGUCCACUACCUCUCCUUCCAGAGACACGCGAUAACGCUUAUGUUCAUCGUCACGUUAGUCUCCAUAGGUAUAAUUUUACCAAUCAACUUCCAAGGAUCAUACCAACUGGACGCAAACACGUUCAGUCGCACUACUCUAUCCAACAUAAACGGGCAAUCGCCUUGGCUAUGGGUACAUACACUGAUGAGUAUUUUAUUUUUGCCUAUAUCAGUUCUAAUCAUGAGAAGAUGCACUGGCAGGAAACCAGUCCCCACCUCGAUGACUGGUACUAUUAUGAUUACAAACAUUUCGAGAGCUGAUAGAAACGAGGCCACUAUACGAGGAUAUUUUACACACAACUUCCCACACAUACAAAUUGUGGAUCUCCGCCUUGCUUACAACAUCAACAAGUUGAAUGAAGUACAAGAGAAGAAGGAAAUGGUGAGUGAAGCUCUGAUAUACACAGAUACAUAUUUCAGGAAGACGGGAAAGAGGAUUACUGUCAAACCAACUCUUUGCGGGCCUGAAGUUGAUGCCUUAGAAUAUUACACAGUGGAAGAGAAACGUCUCAAAGAUGAGGCCAAAAGAUGUAAAGCUAUGGUCCUCAAUGACCCGUUAGGCAUUGCUUUCUUAACUCUACCUUCCUACCAACUCGCUGAGCAUGUCAUCAACCAUUUUAGCUUACAUAGGGGUUGGGUUUUAACCCAUGCCACAAACCCAUCUGAUAUUAUUUGGGAGAAUUUAUCAGUGCAGCCCGGUAUCUGGUAUGUCAAGGCCAUCUUAAUCAAUUGUUGCCUUUUCAUAGUCCUGUUCUUCUUGACAACACCAGCUUUUAUUGUUAACCUCUUUAGAACAGUGGUUGUAAAGCCAGAGAGCUUGGACCGCAUCAGCACCGUGAUUUUCGAGUUCCUACCGACUUUGCUCCUGUGGACUAUGGCAGCAGUGAUGCCAGCAAUUGUGGCAUUCUCCGAUAAGUUCCUUUCACAUUGGACUAAAUCUCAACAGAACUACUCCAUUAUGACCAAAACUACAUCAUAUCUGUUACUUAUGACUUUAAUUCUGCCAUCAUUAGGGCUGGCCAGUGCAGAUGCCUUAUUGCGGUGGACGUGGCACCACGAAAACGACACAAUGCGAUGGGAAUGUGUCUUCCUCCCUGACAAGGGUGCUUUCUUUGUAAAUUAUGUGAUCACCUCAGGUUUCAUUGGUACAGCGCUGGAGUUGAUUCGUUUCCCGGAGUUGUUCCUCUAUGUUUGGUAUCUUUUGCAGUCUAAAUCAAAAGCUGAAAAAAGUUAUGUAAAGAAGGCUAUCCUAUACGAAUUCCCGUUCGGAGUUCAUUAUGCUUGGAGUCUGGCUGUUUUUUCGAUAACCAUGGUGUACAGUCUGGCCUGCCCUCUCGUGGCUCCGUUUGGGCUCAUAUACUUCUGUUUGAAACAUGUCGGGGAUAAGCAUAAUCUGUACUUCGCUUAUGGGCCCUGUGAUAUGAGUGGGGUUGGCGGGGGGAGGAUUCACGCGACUGCAGUUAGAUUAAUUCGUAUGUCAGUGUUGCUGUUGUUAAUCAACAUGGCGGCAUGGGCCGGGCUGCGGGCAGGGUUUGAAGCGCGAACGAUUAUUUUAAUAAUGGCGUCCAUUGUUGCGUUCGGCACGUUCUUGUUACUGAGUCCCUUCCCUAGCUGCACUCCACCGGCGCCCCUGCAAACGGAGACCACUGUACGGUUCCCGGAGUACGUGGCGCCCGUGCUAGCGAAGCCCUUGGACACUCCGCCCACUUCGUCGCCGUCUACCCCUGACUAUGGCGCUUCGUCACCAGUCGUCAACCUCUCGUACAGCCCGGACCCAAUCAACAUAUAAUGCUUUGUCUAUUAAAUAUAAUCCCUGGUGGAUUCAUAUCACAAGAUAAAAGAAAAUAUCUUUGAGAUAUCGGUCCUGUUUUGUGAUAUUGACUAAUGCAAAGAGUAAUGUAUUUUUAGCAAUGUAAAUAAAUAAUGCAAUAUUUUUUUAUACAUCGAUGUAGUCCUACACGUGAGGGAAUUCUUAAAAUCUUAACCAUUCUUUUUGAUUCCUUAUAUAGUUUGCUUUAUAACUGCACCGUCAUAAUAUUAUAUAAUAUGUUGCACAUAACUUUUUUAAAAAGAAACUUUAACAUUUUAGUACCUAAUCAAAAUGUUUUACGAUAUUUCUGAAGUAAUGUGUUUUGCGCUAAAUUUUGUAUUACUUGUAUAGUAUAAUAAUUUGUUUGUGAUAUAUAAUUCUAAAAGCUAUAUUUUUGGAUCAGCCCGCAUUGUUCUUUGUAUGAAUUUAAUCAAGUAAACUGUAAGACCAUUAGAUCAUUUUGUUUAUAAAUCAGACAGCCGAUGUUAGAGACGUCAGCGACCAUAUCUGCUUUAGCUGAUUAUAAUAAUGUAAUAUAUUUGUAUCUAUGUAUAAUAUUAUCAGUAGAUAUAUAAUAUACCUACGAUCGUAUCUAUUAGGGACAAUAAACAAUACACUCUUUUUUUGGCGAUGUCUUCGCGAUGUGUAUUAAAAAAAUGUUGAAAUGAAUCAUUUUACAUUCCCUAUUGUAAACAUGAGAAACCUUUUAUCUGCACCUAAAGAUAAUAUUUUUUUUAAAUUAUUUUACUAAGAUAACUUUAAACUUCAGUACUGAAAUGAUAUAAAUCGGAAUUAAAUUCCUUACUUGAAAAUAUUACAUAGAGCAUUUGUUUGAAAAAAAAAUUCUUGCCUUGUGCUGCUUUUCUAUUAUAGACGUCACGUGAAAUUCUUACUUGGUUUUCUUGCAUCCGACCUUUCAUGUAGCAACGCUUAUAUUAUAUUGCUCCAGACUUGAAAAUGAAAAAACCAAAUGAAAAUCUGAUCAAAUCACAUACAAUGACACACAAGAGUAUUCUUUUGUAUUUUGUUUACUAACUUGAUUUUUAGUAAUUUAAUUUAUUUUAAAGUAAACAAAAAGAAAAAAAAAUACAAAGGGUUGCACUCCGGGAGUGCCGGCAGAAACGAAAACUUUAUUCAUCUCAGUCGUCGCAGAAUUACUUGGAAGUAUUUUGCAUUGAAGUUUCAGAUUGAAAUAUUUAAUCUGAAAUUUUAUUAUAUUUGAAAGUUAGAUUAGGCAUUUUCAUUGUUUAUUUUAAUGUCCGGCAAUCAAAUACAAUCAAAAUUAUUACAUCGCAAGUCGUAUGUUACAACAAACAUUUUGUUACCAAUUUCACAUUGUGGUUAAGAAUAUAUUUGCGGCGUGGCCGAUGUAUUACCAAUAUUAGUAGAAUACGGAUCAGGGUCACGGUCACGUGACAUGAUAGUUCAUAAAAUAAGGUGCAAAAUGGGUCUGUAUGUUUUCUACAAAACUAGUAAACGUAAGGCUGUGUAAAUUAGAUAUUAAGGUCGAAGAUUCGAACCUUACUCUACCAGAAUGAAACGAAGCCAUGAAAGUGAAGCCAUAUUUAUAGUGUGAAAUACAUAACGACCAACGCAUUCACUCGGAUCUAAUAGAAAAUGCGCGUUAAUACCAGAUAUAUAAAGCGAAAGCGAUACUAUAAAUAAAAUAAAAUAGAUAGGUAACUAUAGUAGAUAUUGUUACUACAAGUGUCUCAUCGAAGGUCAGGUUUUUUCAAUUCAGAAUGUAUUACUUUCAUUGAAUAGGAACUUUAUUUUCGUUCCGACGUUUGACAAAGUAUGUACCUACCUACUAAAUACCGUGCUAAGAAACUUGAUUUCGGUUACCAAGUUUCUUAAUGACACAUACUAUUAUGAUAGCGAUGACGUAAACAAGUUUGAUCAAACGGCAUUGACUAAAACCUGAGGUUGCGUCAAAGGAUUUUGAACUUCUGGCCUUGAUUUUAGUGCUUUUUGGAGUAUACGUUUUAACAAUCGAUAAAAGUUUACGUCUUAACAAUCGAUUUUAUUAUAUAGCACAAGGUACGCAAAUAACAUGCAGAUUAUAAUCAAACGCUACAAAUACGAAGUCACUUUUAGUAUCGCGCUACGUGUUCGUGCAACUUGCGCUGGAAUCGUAAUUAUACGUUUUUUAUGUAACGUGAUUUAUGUAAUAAUCCUAUAAAAUUAAAUAGAACAUGCUUUCAGUAUUUGGCCAAUUCUGAUUGAACGAAAAAAAUCUUCGUGCAUUAUUCUUGCCCAUUAAUAUUGUGUAACCAUGAAACAUGAUGCUGGCAGGGGUCGCAAACAUUUUCUCUUGUUGCUUGCUCUCUCUCUCUUGACUCAUAUCCUGAGUAUCAGGGCUCCUCAUUGAAAUUCCCAAAAUCCCCGCCAGCACGUCAAAAUCUAAAAGUUUGAGCAUAUUAUAAAUGCCAAAGCACGCACGCACUCUUGCCCAUCGGUGUUAAUAGCGACCAAAGAAUGCUCGAGCUUGCGGGAGGAGACUUCCAUUAAGUUUGAAUUGACCUUAAAGAGGCGUUAAUAUCUCUAUUUUAUCUUUAGGAAAUAGCCUGUCGGAAUAAAAUUUUCCUUUUAAAUACAUCGCGUCUUUGCUUCAAUAGAGUGAAUAUAAAUAAAGUUGACCAUUUUACGAGAGGCUAUUUUUUAAGUUAAAAAACUAAUGUUAUUUUCGAGUAAAUUUAAAAUUGUGGUACCUACUUGAAAACACAAUAGUUUUGACAAUAUACAUUUUAAUAUGUGGCUGUCAGCCGUGAUACAUUUAUAUGGUGACGGCGAGUUCAUUUAUAAUACUCUUUACGUAUGUUGUAUGAAAAAUAAUCUUAAAAACUAGUCAUCACGGGUAGCUGUGAUCGGAGACUUUUUUGCCAAAAAAUUAAAACAGUGAUGCUUCCCUGAGGACACAUUACGAACCUUUAUUGUAGAAUGAUAUUUCCAUUUUGUCUAACAUGUACUUACAAGUAUAGUGCCUAUCAUAGUAGAAAACCGUGUGCACGCCACUGAUAUCAAACAAUUACAAAACUGGCUAACUUAAUUCAAAUUGAAUGCAGGCAGUGAUAAAUUACUUCACAUAAUAAAAAAAAUCCCUCUAAACCUUUUUAAUUUAUUUAACUUAUAAACAUCUUAAAGUAUGAAACGUAACUAGCUAGGCGCCUUACCAAUUAUUGCCUGUAAGUUGAAACCAAUUUUUCUGUAAAAUCUGGUGGUGUUUUAAUUUGUGACAAUGUAAUAAAUAAUAAUAUUAGACAGUCGUGGAAACAGCCGACAAAAGUAAAAAAAAAAAUAUAUAAAAAUAACUGUGUUAUUUAGUUUUUAAAUGGAUUGUAGUAAUUUACUUAUAUCAUAUUAUUUUUGUAAUUCGAUAAAAAAGAUUACUAAUCCCUGGAUAUGUUAAUCGUAUAACGUAAACUCAAUUCGAUCCAAAAAAAAAAACUAAAUUGAAACGUAACUUCAUAUUUCACACCAGGAAUUCAUCGUUUUAUAGCCACCAUAGUCCUAACUGGACCAUGGUGGCUUUGGGAGGAAGUGGAUUCUAAGUAGAAGACGUAUUAUUGUCAACAUUUUCCGUACUUGUACGUAAAUAGCGUUAGUACUGGUACGUGGUAUUAAUUACUUUACUGGUGUCCCAUAAAUAUGAUACAGGAUGAUAGCUAACAUGAAGGCAUACUUUAAUAACGAAAUAUAUUAUCGGUCUUUAAGUUAUAUUGAUUAUUCUACAAUACAAAAAAUACAGAAGCGUAUUAUAUACCUAAUGACUAAAAUAAUCGGCUAAUAUAUUUCAAUUUCGUUAUUUUAGUAGGCCUUGAUGUCCACUAUCACCCUGUCAGUAUGUCGUGCUAUAUACGGGACAUCCUGUGUAUGCUUAAAAGAAAUAUUCUGUUGUUUAUAUUAUUGUCUCGAACUUACAACUAAAACUUUCUAACUAACUAAAACGUGAUUUUGAGAACAUUUCACGUCUUAACAAUUAUUUUGAAAUAAACGGAAAAAAUAAAGUCCUAUUUAGGAACUAUUUUUUUUUCUUGUAAUAGUCCUGUGGUCCAGUCGCAUUAAUAUAAAAGCUUAUUUCAGUAUUUUUUCUGAAAUAUGUACUGCAGGAUACAUCACAAAAUAUGAGGGUACCAAUUUCUUUUGUUAUUAUGUCCUACAAAUCAACUACUUUGUAGUUAAAUUACAACCCUAAUUUCUUAGGAUACUAUAUAUUUAUAAUCAAUAGGCAAAAUUGAUUUACAUAAAAUAUAAAUGUACAUAAUUAUUAUAUUUAUAAAGAUCAUUAUUAUUUUGUGAUUAUCACGGCGGCUGUCUUCUAGUUAUUGUACGCUUAAAUACACUUUUAUAAUAUAUAAUUAUUAUUUAGUUUAAUAAUCUUUUUUGUAAAUAAUGUUACAGAUGAUUUAUUUUUGUUUAUAUGUACCUAUUGCAGAUAUAUUUUAAUUUUAUACAUAGAAAGAUUGUGUUAUUAAUAAUGCUAUCACCAUCAAUGUAGUUCAUUGUUUUAAUAAAUAAAUGACAUCUUCAAUAUGA